AUGCAACGCAUUGCUGCGGCCAAAAUGCUGAACGUGAUCGAAAAUUGCGGAGUAUCGCCACCGCCAGGUGCGGUGGCCGAUCAGUUUCUCCCACUCAGUUUUUUCGACUUUCCGUUUCUACUAAUACCUCCCGUCCAAAAGCUUCUCUUCUAUGAGUUCCAUCACUCUAAGCCCCACUUCACAGAGUCCCACAUUCCUCAUCUGAAACACACACUCUCUCUCACUCUCAAACACUUUUUCCCUCUCGCAGCUAACCUGAUAAUUCCCUCAUCAAAUUCUAGCAAGCCUGAAAUUCGUUACUUAGAGGGUGACUCCGUUCACCUGACCUUUGCCGAGUCAGGUGACGAUUUCGAUUACCUUACCGGAAAUCAAGAACUAAAUGCCUAUCAAUUUCAUCCCCUCAUCCCUCAGAUGCCAGAGGCUUAUAACACCGUGUUGGAUUCCGGCACCAUACAAGUAGUCCCACUUGGAGCUAUUCAGGUCACCCUAUUUCCCGAGUCCGGCGUUUGUUUCGGGUUCGCCUACCUCCAUGUUCUGGCGGACGGUAAGGCCUUCAACGGUUUCAUCAAGUCAUGGGCUUCCAUUACUAAAUUUGGCAGCGAUGCGCCAAUUUUAGCUGGUGGGAACCUCCCAUUUUGCGACAGGACUAUGAUAAAAGACCCCGUUGGGCUAGAUACAUUGUACUGGAGCCAAGUUUGUGAUGGUAAUAAAUUUGUAAACCAGAGUAAAACUACUGAUAAUGUUCGAGCCACAUUCGUCAUAACCAAAACUGAUGUUCAACGACUCAAGGAAUCGGUUAUGGCCAGCCGUAAACGACAACAUUGGACAGUACCAUUACAUGUAUCGACAUUCACGGUAACAUGUGCUUACAUGUGGGUUUGCAUUUUAAAAUCACGGGCAAGGACUAAGGUGGACGAGGAUGACGAAGAUGAUGAAUUGGAUCACUUCAUUUUCACUGCAGAUUGUCGAGAACGUUUGGAUCCGCCCAUGCCCGCAACUUAUUUUGGUAAUUGCUUAGCUAUUUGUACUGCGACGGCAAGACAUGGUCAACUAAUGGAAGAAAAAGAAGGGUUUUUUGUAGCAGCAGAGUCGUUUGGAGAGGCCAUUGCCACAAGGCUUCACAAUGGCGAGCCUGAGGGAGUGUUGAAAGGUUCGGAGACUUGGAUCUCGAGUUUUAAAAGUUUGAAACGGGAGCGAGUGAUGUCGAUAGCAGGGUCACCCAAGAUCGGCCUCUACGAACCGGAUUUUGGGUGGGGGAGGCCCCGAAAGAGCGAGAUUGUUUCCAUAGAUCUUACGGGGGCCUUCUCAAUCAGUGAGUGCAAGGACUCGCAAGGAGAUGUGGAGGUUGGUGUGUCCUUCCCAAAGACCACAAUGGAUGCAUUUGCUUCGAUCUUCGUCCGUGGCCUUAAGCUUCUGUAA
Molecule: messenger RNA, 1419 nt
Organism: Cornus florida
Lineage: Eukaryota; Viridiplantae; Streptophyta; Magnoliopsida; Cornales; Cornaceae
Product: anthocyanin 5-aromatic acyltransferase-like
Exons: 1
Coding region: 1-1419 (472 amino acids)
Source: RefSeq, a predicted model, not a curated record